Orbicella faveolata is the source of this 743-nucleotide messenger RNA. RefSeq names its product protein NipSnap homolog 1-like. Gene Ontology annotation, cellular component: mitochondrion. NCBI's taxonomy places the organism in Eukaryota, Metazoa, Cnidaria, Anthozoa, Scleractinia, Merulinidae. The record is from RefSeq and is a predicted model, not a curated record.
UUUAUUGCCAUUUGUUUUCAGCCAGGUACCCUUAUUGAAUGGGGAAAUAAUUGGGGCCAGGCAAUUCAAAUUCGUCAAGAAGAGGAUGAUGCUGUGGCAGGACUGUUUUCUCAGAUAGGUGAACUGUAUGUUGUUCACCACAUAUGGGCAUAUGACGACCUUGCAACACGUCAAGUAAUAAGAGAGAAUCUGUGGAACAGGCCUGGUUGGGAUACCUGUGUCGCUAACACUGUUCCACUCAUUCGUCGAAUGGAAUCAAGGGUAAUGAUCCCAUUACCUUUUGGAUCUCUACAGUAAUCAAAGCAAAGGUUUUCAUUAGCUGAAGGGAUGUCAAAUUGUAUUUGUAGACAUUCCUUGCCAGGAGCAAAAAAGGAUCUCCAGUCUAAUGCUGCGUCACUUAUUUUACAUAAGUGAGGAUGAGGAUUACAGAUUUGUAAUUCAAUUUUGUUCUCAUCACCGCUAUGAUAUUGAAAAGGAAUUUAAAACUGGGUUAAUCUGUUAAUAGUGUAGGAAGUAAAUGAUUAUUUUAUUAAGUGCAAUGGAAUUUGCCAUAAUCAGAUCCCAUUAUGGCAGGUUAAAAAUGUAAUGUUUGAAUGUGACUGGGAUCAUGACCAUGUGUUCACUUGUGGCAAUAUUCUGCGUAGAGCUCCAUUGUAAAUUCCACUGAGCCAUUCCAUCUGCAAAAUGUAAUGUUGAAAGGUUCAGUUGUGGGACUGUUUGAGUAUAAAACUCAAUUUGCUGGA